Messenger RNA from Abrus precatorius (Indian licorice), 3162 nucleotides. RefSeq names its product cellulose synthase A catalytic subunit 8 [UDP-forming]-like. Gene Ontology annotation, biological process: cellulose biosynthetic process; plant-type primary cell wall biogenesis. Gene Ontology annotation, cellular component: plasma membrane; trans-Golgi network. Gene Ontology annotation, molecular function: cellulose synthase (UDP-forming) activity. The coding region runs from base 94 to 3024 and encodes 976 amino acids. The transcript is spliced from 13 exons. Lineage: Eukaryota; Viridiplantae; Streptophyta; Magnoliopsida; Fabales; Fabaceae. The record is from RefSeq and is a predicted model, not a curated record.
AACCCAUUUGAUCACAUAUUGAGAAGCAAAGGGUCAGGAGAGAGAUAUAGUCUCAUUUUGGCCCUUUGAAAGAAGGUGGUGCAAAACCAUACAAUGAUGCAGUCAGAAGGUGUUCCCCUAUGCAACACUUGUGGGGAACAAGUGGGACUUGAUCAUAAUGGGGAGGUGUUUGUGGCUUGCCAUGAAUGCAACAUCCCAAUUUGCAAGGCUUGUUUUGAGCUUGAAAUUAAUGAGGGCCAUACAGUCUGCUUGAGGUGUGACACACCCUAUGAAGGGAGAACAAAGGAUGAUGAAGGCGAUGACAUGAAGAUUCAUGAAAAUCAAUCCACAAUGACAUCUGAAAUCAGUAGCGCUCAGGAUGUUGGACUCCAUGCUAGACAUGUCAGUACAGUGUCCGCGGUCGAUAGUGAAGUAAAUGUUGAAUCUGGAAAUUCAAUCUGGAAAAAUAGAGUGGAAAGCUGGAAGGGAAAGAAUAAAAAGAACAAGAAGAAAAAGGAUGCACCUAAGGCAGAAAAUGAGGUCUCAAUUCCACCAGAGCAGCAGAUGAAUGAAACUCGGCCCACAGAAGCUGCUGCUGAGCCACUUUCAGUAGUUAUUCCAAUGUCAAAAUCUAAAAUUGCACCAUACAGAACUGUGAUAAUCAUGCGACUGAUAAUCUUGGGCUUUUUCUUCCAUUAUCGAGUCACAAAUCCUGUUGAUAGUGCUUUUCCUCUGUGGUUGACAUCUAUCAUCUGUGAGAUCUGGUUUGCAUUUUCCUGGGUGUUAGAUCAGUUCCCUAAAUGGUGUCCCGUCAAUAGGCAAACUUUUAUCGACAAUCUGUCUGCAAGGUUUGAAAGGGAGGGGGAAGCCAAUGAACUUGCUGCUGUUGAUUUCUUUGUCAGUACCGUCGAUCCUUUGAAGGAGCCUCCAUUGAUCACAGCUAAUACAGUCCUUUCUAUCCUUGCGGUUGACUACCCAGUAGAGAAAGUAUCCUGUUAUGUGUCAGAUGAUGGUGCUGCAAUGCUCACAUUUGAAUCUCUUGUGGAGACUGCUGAUUUUGCAAGGAAGUGGGUGCCAUUUUGCAAAAAGUUUUCAAUUGAACCAAGAGCACCUGAGUUUUACUUCUCUCAGAAGAUUGACUACUUGAAGGACAAAGUGCAACCUUCUUUCGUGAAGGAGCGAAGAGCCAUGAAGAGAGACUAUGAAGAAUAUAAAGUACGAGUUAAUGCUUUGGUAUCUAAGGCUCAAAAAACACCAGAAGAUGGAUGGACUAUGCAAGAUGGAACGCCUUGGCCGGGAAAUAACUCACGUGAUCACCCUGGCAUGAUUCAGGUUUUUCUUGGACUCACGGGUGCUCGUGACACAGAAGGAAAUGAACUUCCGAGGUUGGUUUAUGUUUCCAGAGAGAAAAGACCAGGUUACCAACACCACAAGAAAGCUGGUGCUGAAAAUGCACUCGUGAGGGUGUCUGCAGUUCUCACAAAUGCUCCCUUCAUUCUCAAUCUUGACUGCGAUCAUUAUGUUAACAACAGCAAGGCUGUUCGGGAAGCAAUGUGCUUUCUCAUGGAUCCAGAAGUUGGUAGAGAAUUGUGUUACGUGCAGUUCCCCCAAAGAUUUGAUGGUAUUGAUCGUAGUGAUCGAUAUGCCAAUCGCAAUACAGUUUUCUUUGAUGUUAACAUGAAAGGACUUGAUGGCAUUCAAGGACCAGUAUAUGUGGGAACUGGAUGUGUUUUCAAUAGACAAGCACUUUAUGGCUAUAGCCCACCUUCUAUGCCCAACUUACCAAAAUCAUCAUGCUGUUGCUUCCCCUCAAAGAAGUCCACUAAAGAUGUCUCGGAGUUUCACAGAAAUGCAAGGAGAGAACAACUUGAUGCCGCCAUUUUUAAUCUCAAGGAGAUAGACAAUUAUGAUGAGCAUGAGAGGUCAAUGCUGAUUUCGCAAAUGAGCUUUGAAAAAACUUUUGGCUUGUCUACUGUUUUCAUUGAAUCUACACUAAUGGAGAAUGGAGGAGUGCCUGAAUCUGCAGACCCCUCGAUGCUGAUAAAGGAGGCCAUUCAUGUAAUUAGCUGUGGAUAUGAAGAGAAAACUGAAUGGGGAAAAGAGAUUGGUUGGAUUUAUGGUUCAGUCACAGAGGAUAUCUUAACGGGGUUCAAGAUGCAAUGUCGAGGAUGGAGAUCAAUUUACUGCAUGCCCUUGAGGCCUGCAUUCAAAGGGUCAGCACCUAUCAAUCUGUCUGAUCGGUUGCACCAAGUCCUUCGAUGGGCACUUGGAUCAGUUGAAAUUUUCUUAAGUAGACACUGCCCCCUCUGGUAUGGAUUUGCAGGAGGCCGUCUCAAAUGGCUGCAGAGAUUGGCUUAUAUAAACACCAUUGUCUACCCUUUUACAUCCCUUCCUCUUGUUGCUUAUUGCUGUUUACCAGCAAUUUGCCUCCUCACAGGAAAAUUUAUCAUACCAACGCUUUCCAACCUUGCAAGUGUUCUCUUUCUUGGACUUUUCCUCUCCAUCAUAGUGACUAGUGUACUUGAGCUGCGCUGGAGUGGUGUCAGCAUUGAAGAUUUGUGGCGUAAUGAGCAGUUCUGGGUGAUUGGAGGUGUUUCAGCCCAUCUUUUUGCUGUGUUCCAAGGUCUUCUUAAGAUGUUGGCAGGCGUUGAUACCAACUUCACUGUCACUGCUAAGGCUGCAGAAGACACCGAGUUUGGUGAACUUUAUCUUGUCAAGUGGACUACUCUCUUGAUUCCUCCAACAACCCUUAUUGUUGUUAACAUGGUUGGUGUUGUUGCUGGAUUUUCUGAUGCACUAAAUGGGGGAUAUGAGUCUUGGGGACCACUUUUUGGGAAAGUGUUCUUUGCCUUCUGGGUGAUUUUUCAUCUCUAUCCAUUCCUCAAGGGUCUCAUGGGUCGCCAAAACCGCACUCCCACCAUUGUUGUUCUCUGGUCAGUGUUGUUGGCUUCUGUCUUCUCUCUUAUUUGGGUCAAGAUAAAUCCAUUUGUGAACAAAGUUGACAGCUCAACCAUCGCGGAGACCUGCAUUGCCAUAGAUUGUUAAGUCACCACCACAAGAGUGCUUACCAAGACUUUUUGAAAAUAUGUAAAUGAUACAUGGAAUAUUUAUUUGAUCCGCGGCUUGUGCAAGCAAUAAGGAUUAGUUCUUUCUUGAAGUGUGUAGCCAUAUUUUGAACUGAAU